Molecule: messenger RNA, 756 nt
Organism: Aspergillus welwitschiae
Lineage: Eukaryota; Fungi; Ascomycota; Eurotiomycetes; Eurotiales; Aspergillaceae
Exons: 2
Coding region: 1-756 (251 amino acids)
Source: RefSeq, a predicted model, not a curated record
AUGAGCGGCAUGGGCCAAUCGGAGAAAAUCCCCUCGAGCGGGAAACCUGCACUUUUCAAAGUACCCGACAAAGGCGAUUAUGGUCUGGGUGCUGAGCCCCCUUCUGCAUCAAACCGUCUAACGUACAACACCGAUAACGCUUCUACUCUGGAGCGGUUCAAAAUCCGCGAGAUCUGCGAAGGCUGGCCUCUUCAUCGCGAUGCCUGUGAAUGGUCAGAUCUGAGGGAAAUAUUUGAUCCAAAGGCAUUUAUCAAUAUCAGCUGGCAGCAAAAUUAUCGAGACAAGGCCAUUGAUACCUGGGCUGAAGGAUGGGCUAAAGGUGAAUUCAUUUGUCAUCGGGUUCUAGGCCAUGCAGUAGACAUCAAGGGUGAUAGGGCUAUCGAUAAGAUGAAGUGUACGAUUUCCUGGCGUUUUGCCGAUGAAAACGGUGUUGAAUGGGAUAGCGACUGUGACUGUCGUUUUGGAUACUUCCUGAAGAAGCAGCCGGAAGGAUGGAAAAUCUUCUGCAAUCAUCCCAUCUAUGAGAAGGACAAAUGUGUACCAGUGGACCCCACUCGACCACCACAUAUUGACCAUGAAUCUCUAGCAAAGGAGCCCAAAGGCUACCAGUUUCUGGCUUACGGUAUGCGCCGGCUAGGCUCCCCAAUCAAGCAGAAUCUGCCCCAGUUGUUCGGCAGAGAGCGUGACAUGGUAUAUGAGAACAUGGCUGAGUGGCUGGAUGGUAAGGAUAUCGAUUUCUCUAAAGAUGACUUCUGA